GAUUGGCUAUGUCACCUCUGAGCAGUAACUCCCUCUUCUUGGACUAUCAUCGCAACCCCUUUCCCAUGUUCUUCCAGCGUGGCCUAAAUGUCUCGCUCUCAACUGAUGAUCCUUUGCAAAUCCAUUUAACAAAAGAACCGCUCGUGGAAGAAUAUAGUGUUGCUGCAAAGGUCUGGAAGCUCAGUGCUUGUGACCCCUGCAAGAUAGCUAGAAAUUCUGUUUAUCAAUCUGGAUUUUCACAUGCCACAAAGUUGCACUGGCUUGGUGAUAAAUAUUUCAUGAGAGGCCCUGAAGGAAAUGAUAUUCGCAAAACAAAUGUACCCAAUUUACGGAUUGCAUUUCGACAUGAGACAUGGAAGGAAGAGAUGCAGUAUGUCUACUCGGGAAAGGGCAGGUUCCCUGAAGAAAUAGAGCUGUGAAGCAAACAAUAUAGAAUUCCUUCUUCCCUGUGAGUCUAAUGCUAAUGAAAUGUGGUGUUUAAUUGGGGUUGAUAUCAAUAUUCACGUUCGGCUUAUGUCUGCCUAAUUCCAUGUCAUUUCAUAAGUGAAUCUUCUUAUUAGGUCAAUAUUGUAAUGUUCUAUCAAUCUGAAUACCUGCUUAGCCAAUUUUGUCCAAGCCGAGUGCGGAUUUUAGUUUGUACAGGUAGAUGGCUGUUUUGGAUCUGAAUUGUAGGCCUUCUUGCCUUGCUUUUGGCAUGAUCUUUGGAAUAUGACUUCAUUUUGCACUAUCUAUUGUUUAAA
Messenger RNA from Alnus glutinosa, 740 nucleotides. Its product is annotated as AMP deaminase-like. Gene Ontology annotation, biological process: AMP metabolic process; IMP salvage. NCBI's taxonomy places the organism in Eukaryota, Viridiplantae, Streptophyta, Magnoliopsida, Fagales, Betulaceae. Gene Ontology annotation, cellular component: cytosol. Bases 9 to 419 code for a protein of 136 amino acids. The transcript has 4 exons. The record is from RefSeq and is a predicted model, not a curated record. Gene Ontology annotation, molecular function: AMP deaminase activity.